Sorghum bicolor (sorghum) is the source of this 2673-nucleotide messenger RNA. RefSeq lists its product as uncharacterized. The transcript has 2 exons. The record is from RefSeq and is a predicted model, not a curated record. Gene Ontology annotation, biological process: telomere maintenance; DNA repair. Gene Ontology annotation, molecular function: DNA helicase activity. Lineage: Eukaryota; Viridiplantae; Streptophyta; Magnoliopsida; Poales; Poaceae. Bases 205 to 2673 code for a protein of 822 amino acids.
UGUUUUAACUAACUUGCAGCGGAGAAUCAAGUGCAAGAAGGAGACAAUGACGUACAAGAAGUGGACGUGCUGGGUGCAGCUGCAGAACAAUCUUCUAGAUAUGUCACUGCACGAGAAUACUACUGCUUCAAGUUGCAAAUUAGACGGGGAAUUUUCAACAUUUUAUUAUUCGGAGGGCGUCUUUUCCAGCAGUGGGCUGUGGAUAUGUAUAUAAAAAUUGAGUCCAUGAGACUAGAUUGGUACUCUAAUCCUGAUAAUCAAAAACUUAUACGUGCGGAAUUAUACCAGGGACUGGUUGAUGUUAUCUCUGUUGGUGAGACGCAGGGUUCUAAGGUUGGAAAGAGAAUUGUGUUGCCAAGAUCAUUCCCAGGAUGCGAUCGAGACAUGCAACAAAGAUUCCUUAAUGCUAUGGCUAUUGUGCAGCGAUUUGGCAAGCCUGAUUACUUCAUCACCAUGACAUGCAAUCCAUACUGGGAAGAGAUAACAAGCAAUCUAGAACCAGGCCAGGACCCACAAGAUAGGCCGGAGCUGGUUGCGAGAGUGUACAGGGCAAAAUUGCGGGAUCUAAAAGAUCUACUCAUCAAGAGGAAGUAUUUUGGUGAAGUCGCUGCAUAUGUUCAUGUUACAGAGUUCCAAAAAAGGGGUCUGCCACAUGAGCAUUUAUUGUUGAUUAUGAAAUCAGGGAGUAAGUUGACCACCCCAGAUGCAUAUGAUCGAGUUAUUUCAGCAGAGAUACCAGACAAGGACAAAUAUCCAGACUUGCAUGAUCUUGUUAUCAGCCAUAUGCUACAUGGCCCAUGUGGAGUGCUAAACAAAAAAUGUGCAUGCAUGGUCAAUGAAGAGUGUCGGUUUCAAUACCCUAGACAGUUCUGUGAGGCAACCCAACAAGGCAAUGACUCCUAUCCAACCUACCGGAGAAGGGAUGACGGACGUCGAGUCAAGAUUAGGAAAGCAGAGUUAGAUAACAUGUGGGUGGUGCCAUACAACCCAGGUCUGCUCUUCAGAUACAACUGUCACAUAAAUGUUGAGGCAUGCUCAAGCAUUAAAGCAGUGAAGUAUCUAUUUAAGUACGUUUAUAAAGGCCAUGACCAAGCAUCAAUCUCAGUAAAUGCAGAUCAAAAUGAUACAGAUGAUGGUGUCAUCAAUGAAAUAAAACAGUAUAGGAAUGCUAGGUACAUAUCUGCACCAGAAGCUGUGCAUAGAAUAUUUGGAUUCCCGAUGUUUGGAGUUUAUCCUGCAGUAUUGCAACUUCAGCUACAUUUGCCUAAUAUGCAGUCUGUGACAUAUAAUGAGGAUGAAAACCUGGAGGAUGUUGUGAGUCGCACCAGUUCUAAUAGGACAACACUGACAGAAUAUUUCAGUAAAAAUAGUGAAGAAGUGGCAGCAAGGAAAAUAUUAUAUAGGGAAUUUCCAGAACACUACCGGUGGAUCACAGGGAAAAAGAUGUGGCAAAGAAGAAAAAUAGCAUCAGCGCAGAUAGGGCGGAUUGUCUAUGCUAACCCUGCUGAAGGGGAGAGAUACUUCCUAAGAGUACUACUAAAUCAUGUGAGAGGUGCAACAUCUUUUGAGGAUUUGAGAACAGUGGCUGGUGUAACAUACUCUACUUUUAGGGAAGCGUGUGAGAAAAGAGGCCUUAUUGAGACAGAUAGAUCAAUCGACGAUUGCUUGACUGAGGCCACCACUUUUCACAUGCCGUGUGCCUUGCGGAGGUUGUUUGCUACAAUUCUUGUGUUUGGCGAGGCCACUAACAUAGGUGGACUGUGGGAGAAGCAUAAGGAGGCGCUAGGUGGAGACUUCAGUCGGGACAACAGCAACCCGUCGAUAGUGGAGCAAAUGGUGCUUAGGGACAUAAGGGAUAUGCUUCACUCGAUGGGAAAAAAUAUUAGAGAUUAUGGUCUACCACCUAUUUGUGAGAUGGGUCCAACAUCCAUUGACAUGAUGAAAGAGGUUAGGGAGGAGCAGAAUGUCUAUGUUGACCAAGAACACCUAGAUAUUUUUAAUUCACUGAACAAGGAGCAGAGACAAGGGUUUGAUGAAAUCAUUCAGCAUGUCUUUGCCAAUAAGAGCCAAGUUUUUUUUGUAGAUGGUCCGGGAGGAACAGGAAAGACGUUCCUAUACAAGGCGCUCCUUGCUAGAGUUCGAUCAAAAGGUUUAAUAGCCAUUGCAACAGCCACAUCUGGUAUAGCAGCAUCAAUAUUGCCUGGAGGACGCACUGCACACUCCAGAUUUAAAAUUCCAAUUAAAAUUGGGGAGAACACCAUGUGCAGCUUUUCAAAGCAAAGUGGCACUGCCGAGUUACUUCGUAGGGCCUCGUUGAUUAUUUGGGAUGAAGUUGCCAUGACCAAGCGACAGUGUGUCGAGACACUUGAUAGGUCCCUACAGGAUAUCAUGGAAUGUGGUUUGCCAUUUGGAGGGAAGGUCAUGGUAUUUGGAGGAGACUCUAGACAGGUCCUUCCUGUGGUGCCACGUGGGACAAGAGCACAGGUAACUGAUGCUACUUUGCAGAAAUCAUAUUUGUGGGACAAAAUAAGAAAGAUACGACUGUCACAAAACAUGAGAGCACAGUCAGACCCUUGGUUUUCUGAGUACCUGCUACGAAUCGGAAACGGAACCGAAGAAACAAUUGGAGAUGAUUAUGUUCGACUCCCUGAUGACAUUGUGAUUGUAUACUAA